AUAUCAGCCACGGAAGCGCCAUUUUAACAACGAGGUUGUAGGAGAAGCUUGCAAACAAGCAACAAGCUAACAUUUGGGGUGUUUGAUGUGUCAGGGAUGGUCUUAGUCUGGGAGAUCUGGCGAUAUCAAAUGUAACUACUGUAAAUGAUUCGUUGGUAAUAUGAACAUAGCAGUAUUCCAAAUGUGCUGGAUAUCGAAGAUUUGAACACAAGAUGUCUAGAAAGCGACAUACAGAGGUGUCUUGGGAUAGUGAUGAUGACUUGCUGAGGGAUGAUACAUCAGCAAUCAGUGCUUUCCCAAAGAGUGAGAUCCCAGCUGACUCGGAUGAUGAACUAGAUGAAGAAUACCUACUUGGUAGUGAUGAUGAUAUUGAAUUCAACACUAAAAAAAUAUCCUCUAGCAAAAAGUCGUCCUCUGCAUCAAGCAGAUCUUCAAAAGUCAGCUCAAAGUCUGUGCCAUCAAAACAGAAAACUGUAUCCCAGAAGUCAAGUGCAAAAUCUGUGUCGGACACAAGUGUUCAAAAUGACAAACAAAGGCAAGGAAAUGCAGCUAGUUCCAAGUCAGCGACUAGUGUUAGUUCACCUGCAGUUGAGACAAAGAAACCAUUUAAAUUUACAAAAAUUGUACCCCCAUCUCCAGAUACAGAAAAGGAAAAACCCUCACAGGAGUAAAGCCACAAAUAAAUCUCAGUUUGUUGUGAAGCAAGAACCCGUGCCGAGGAACAGGUCGUUGUACAGCAAGAGCCUCUUGAGGAUCAGCCACCAGAACCUCCUGUUAAAUCUGAAAGACAAUCUCCACACAAGGAAUCAACCUCUAAGUCACAUUCACACAAGGACCAGCCCCAGAAACACAAAGCCAGUAGGGAAUCUGCCUCCAGGCAUGAUCCAUCACCGCCACAUGUAACAAUAAAGAAAGAGCCUAUUCCAGUUGUAGAAUUCACAUCCAGAAGUGACUUUGAAGAUGAAGAGGAAGAAGAAAUAGUGUUUGAUGACAUCUUGGAUCCUGCAGCAGACGCAGAACUUUUUGAUGAAACAAAUCAACAGUCCAAUCAGAUGGAGACAGACGCAGCAGAAGAGGAAGAGGAGGCUGAGGAGGAAGAAGAAGAGGAGGAGGAGGUUGAUGAAGAAGAAGAAAAUCAAGACAUUGCAGAAGAAGACACCACUCUGGAGAACUCCCAGGUGGAAGCUGUCGAGGAAGAGCAUGAAACGGAAAGUGAAAGUGAGAGUGACGAAUCAGAAUCUGGAAGAGGUCGCUUCAAGUCAGAAAGAGCUAAGAUAGUCACCACAACAACAGUAAAAGCCAAACCCAGAGACAUUGAUGCAAUACCAGACACAUUAGAGAUUUCAGAAGAGCAGCAAGCCCAGAUUGAUGAAUUCCUGGUUUCUGGUGGCAAGAGAGGACGUGGAAGAGGUCGGGGCCGUGGCAUUGGUGGACGGGGUGGACAUAUGGUACAGCCUGUGCGUUUUCCCCCUUAUCAAGGUCAAGGUCAAAGCUAUGGUCAGCAACAAAUGCCGCAAUACCAAGGACAAAUGUAUAACAUGCCACCCAACUUUCAAAGUCAAGGUCAAGGUCACAGGCCUCCAAACAUGGGACCAGGAUAUAUGAAUCAAGGUCAGAUGCAUCCAGGUCACAUGAGUUCACAAAGUAUGAACCAACCACAUCCAAGUCACGUCGUCUCCUCACAAAGUCACCCUAGUGGAGGUCUGUUACCUCAGAGUCAAGGUCCAUCAAAAUUGAGUAUUGGUGUGAGUGAGAGUCUACAAGGUCACACUCCACCUGUGCCUCUGACCUCCAAGUCUUCUGUACCUACGUUAUUCACACUAGCAGGGUUGGAUAAACCCAAGUCAGUGCAGCCACAACCCCGCAAGAUCCUCAUCAACCCUCAUUUCCGAGGUCCUGCUCAAUCCCAGCAGGACCGGCCCCCGUCGUCCAUUGGUACGGGCAUGCCUCACUCUGGACCACAGAUGCCUGGCCCAUACCAAGGACCCUCUAGUCAACCCCAGACCCACCAACACCCACAGGACCGAGCUUGGCCACCACAUUCCCAGCCUUCAGGCCCUCCUUAUCCUGUCCACAAUGCACCGCCCACAUCUCAGCCCAUGGGAGGCUUUCCCCAGCCAGCACAAGGGUUUCCUGGUGGACCUCGGCCCCAGCAAGGUUUUCCUCAGAGUAGUGGACCUCCUAACAUGUUUCCUGGUGGUCCUUCUGGCCCAAGGGGGCCUCCGCUGAACCACCCACAGAUGGGUAUGCAUCCUCCUGGGCACCCUCAACAACGUCCCCAGGGUCCAUUCCCAGGCCCUGUGGAUACCAGGUACGGAGCUCCUCCUCAGCAGAGGUUUCCAAAUCCAGGAGGCAUGAACCAGUUCAACAAUCUGCCCCGUCAACCUGGUCCUGGUGGACCUGGUAUCUUGGGUAAUUCACUUAUUCAGCACCCAAGAGGUAAUCAGUUUCCACCUCACAUGAACCAGCGUCCACCCCAUCAUGGCGGUCCAAGGGAACAGUUUCACCCAAACCAGAUGGGAAAUCCGGGUAACCAAGGAAACCGAGGUAACCAAGGUAACCAAGGUAACCAGCAGCGCUUCCAGCCUCCAAUGGCACCACAUCAGAUGAUGCGGAUGCAGAAUCACAUGCCUCAGUCAGGACAACACCAGCCUCGUCACCCAAUGCAGCAACAUCAGCCCAGACAACACCAUCCACAUCAACAGCAGCCUUCCAUGCAGAAUCAGAACCGACAGAACCAGUUCCAGCCUAGACAACAAUUCAGUGGCAACAAAAGAAACUUUAACCGGAUGGCUGAGGACAAUCAGCAGAUCCAGAGUAUCCAGGUGAUCAGUCGAGGGAAACGACAGUCAGUAGACAAGGACAAAGUGGACCAUUCACCCGCUAAAGUUGCCAAGUCUGAGGAGAUUGUUGACCCAGUUCUAAAGGCAAAGUUGGAAGAGCAGAAACGAAAACGAGAUCAUGUGAUUAAACAAAAGGAAGCCAGGAGACUGGCUUUAGCUGGUGUACGGAGGUCCCAGCUGGAAAAAAAGUUAGCAGAAGAAGGAAGGACCAUAGCUGACAUAGAAAAGGGUGUUGUUUCCAAUCCUGCUGCUAAGAACAAUAUGCCAGGCAAAGUGGUCAGGCAGAACAGUGCUGGCCAGCAAGGUCAAGGUCAAAACCAAGGGUCCGCAUUUUCAGCAACGGGCCCCUAAUAUGGGACAGCCGAGAUUUGGC
Pecten maximus is the source of this 3216-nucleotide messenger RNA. RefSeq names its product RNA-binding protein 33-like. The record is from RefSeq and is a predicted model, not a curated record. The transcript is spliced from 13 exons. Lineage: Eukaryota; Metazoa; Mollusca; Bivalvia; Pectinida; Pectinidae. Gene Ontology annotation, molecular function: RNA binding. The coding region runs from base 1053 to 3194 and encodes 713 amino acids.